Messenger RNA from Rotaria sordida, 570 nucleotides. The record is from the annotation of a GenBank genome assembly. Lineage: Eukaryota; Metazoa; Rotifera; Eurotatoria; Philodinida; Philodinidae.
AUGUCAUCUUCAACAUCAGAUUCAUCUAUAAAUCCUUCAUUAUUCGAUAAAGUAACCGGUUGUGUAUCUUAUGUUCAACAAAAUAAUUAUGUUACAAAAAAACGUUUUCAUACUCUACGCCAAUAUUUUUUUCGAUCCGUCGGAUUUUCUAUUAUAUUAUAUUGUUUUUGUCAAUUAAUUAUUUUAUUUUAUUCAUUUCUUAAAUUAAUAUUACAUUUAUUAUUUCAAAUAAUUUUCAUGAUGAUUUUAUUUCUAUUUAAAUUUAUUCAAUUAUUUUUACCUCAAACAACAAAUUAUAAUAUAUUAUUUUUAUUAAUUGGAUUUUGUUCAAUCAUAUCAGUUUUUAUUGCAAAAUUUUCAUAUAAAAAUAUUGAAAUACAUCUUGGUAAACGUUACAAAUUAAUAAAACGUUAUCCAUUUAUUUUAACAUUGAUCACUCUUCUUCUUUUACAAUCUGUAUUAAUUCUUUUACCACUUGGUGUAUCUAUACGAGAACAACGGAAGUUAUCUUCGACUCCGGUUCCUUUCAAGCAACCAGUAAUGAAAUUACCUGAACAAAAAAACUAUUGA